This is a messenger RNA of Salvia hispanica, 1125 nucleotides long. RefSeq lists its product as uncharacterized. The record is from RefSeq and is a predicted model, not a curated record. Lineage: Eukaryota; Viridiplantae; Streptophyta; Magnoliopsida; Lamiales; Lamiaceae. Gene Ontology annotation, cellular component: plasma membrane.
AUGGCUCUCCCCCUCUCUCUCCUUCUCUCUCUCCUCACCAUCUCACUCCACACUGCCAACGCCCACGACAUCACCCAACUCCUCAACCAAUACCCCGAGUUCGCCACCUUCAACAGCUACCUCACCCAGACCAACCUGGCCGCCGAGAUCAACGCCCGCAACACCAUCACCCUCCUCGUACUCGACAACGGGAGCCUCUCCCCCCUCUCCGGGAAGCCCGUGGAGCUCAUCCGGAGCAUCCUCUCCGUGCACAUCCUCCUCGACUACUACGAUGCCCCGAGACUGCAGACUCAGGCCACCAGCCGCAACCUCAUGACCACCCUCUUCCAGACCACCGGCCUCGCCCGCGGCCAGCAGGGCUUCGUCAGUGUGUCCAGCCCCGCAGUCGGCAGCUUUGCCUUCGGCUCAGCCAUGCCCGGAUCGCCACUCGACUCGAGCCUGGUCAAAUCUGUUCUCCUAGAGCCUUACAACAUCUCAAUUCUCCAAGUGAGCAGUGCUAUCAUACCUCAGGGGAUUGAUGGCUCCAAAACUUCGUCUCCGCCGGUCACAUCCCCUCCCGCCGUUGCAACCCCUCCUGCUCUAGCCACGGCCGCUGCAACCCCUCCUCUUCUAGCAACCGUUGCUGGAACCCCUCCGCCUCCAGCCACCGCCGCUGCAACCCCUCCGCCAACCACUUUACCUUCUCUACCGAUACCGCCACCACUAGCAAGCUUGCUUCCGAUCCCAUCAACGCCUCCACCAACACCGAGCGCAGCCACUGUCCCAGCCCUGGCUCCACCAACACCAAGCACAGCUGCUCCCCUUCCAUCUACCGCCGCGCCAAAGGCGAGCACUGCUCCCGUCGCAGCUGCAACCACACCAACGCCGAGCAAGGCCCCUUUACCUUCAAAGGUCCCGGCACCAGUUCCUUCCAGGUCAUCUGCAGCACCAGUCACAGCACCAACAGCAAAGGCCCCUGUUUCAGCUUUGGCUCCAGGUGCAGAGGGACCGUCAUCAGAGGUUGGAGGAGCAACUGCAGCCGGAGGUACACCAGCAGCGAAGAGCGCGGCCACACCUCUUGAGUACGGCCUUGGUCUCGUGUUUACAAUGGUGCUGUCCAGCAUUUACCUGGCAUCAACAGUUUGA